Nematostella vectensis (starlet sea anemone) is the source of this 2821-nucleotide messenger RNA. Its product is annotated as putative white-brown complex homolog protein 30. Gene Ontology annotation, molecular function: ABC-type transporter activity; ATP binding; ATP hydrolysis activity. The record is from RefSeq and is a predicted model, not a curated record. Lineage: Eukaryota; Metazoa; Cnidaria; Anthozoa; Actiniaria; Edwardsiidae. The transcript has 18 exons. The coding region runs from base 1 to 2472 and encodes 823 amino acids.
AUGAGUUACAGAAGAAGGCAGGCCGGGCAGUUCCCUGAUGUGGUCCUAGACGGAAAGCCGUUUUGUAUGCAGCCCUGGAAUUCCUCUGCAUGCCAAGCGGGAUUUUUCUACAACAAGACCGAGGGGAAGGCGCAACCGUGCCCUGAAGGUUUCUACUGCCCAGUCGACAAGUUGUGCAUCAUCCCGUGCCCUAAAGGCGCAUACUGCAUACGAGAUCGACUAGUCGAAGCCAAGACCUCGUCGCCACCUAUCUGUAGAGAAGCCAAGAAAUGCUGCCAUCCGUCAAACUCGCCCCCAGUCUUCGAUCCAAGAAUGUCGAGGCUCCAGUGUCCCGGACCAAAGUCUGCUGUCCCCUGCCCUGAGGGGAACUAUUGCCCUAACGUCACCACCAUGAUCAUGUGUCCAAAGGGGUCGUUCUGCCGGGCGGGCAGCCUCGAGCCACAGAAAUGUCCGCUUAUCUCUGUGUGCAAGCGAGGCGCCGCUGCCCCGGUGAGCGCAGGUGCAGGAGUUCUUUUCAUUUUCAUCCUCUUCCUGUUGUUCGUGGCAAUACUGUACUACUUCCGGCGCAGACAACAGAUCCACACGCUGGCCCUUCAGUUUGGCAGGCGCUUUGUCCCGUCCAUCAGAGAAAGGUACCGGAAUACACAUACGGUACAGGCCGGGCUCAUGGACGUCGUUGAACAAGUUGCAUCAGUAGAUGUUGACGGGGACGAAAGGAUCACACCCAAACUCUCCACCGUUGACUUAUUGUUCCGGGACCUGAGCCUUACUCUAAAACAGACAGGAAAGCAGGUUUUGCAAAGCGUGACUGGGGAGAUUCGUGCAGGUGAAGUUACCGCAAUCAUGGGUCCGUCAGGAGCUGGAAAGACUACUCUGCUUAACACGCUCAGUGGCAAGGCUUACUACGGUAAACGUCACGGCCAAAUCAUGGUGAAUGGAGUGGAGGUAGACGGGCUGGAGUCAUUCAGGACAAUCACAGGAUUUGUGCCUCAGGAGGAUAUCAUGCACCGUUCACUGACGGUACUCGAGGUGUUGCGUUACCAAGCGACCCUAAGACUUCCGUCUAACAUGACUUCACACGAAAAACAACAGCGCGUGGAUCAGAUGAUUGAGCUCUUCGGCCUUGAAAAGAUCAAGCACAUACAGAUAGGAGACGAGGAGUCACGUGGUAUCUCAGGCGGACAGAGAAAGCGUGUUAAUAUCGGAAUGGAACUGGUAGCUGACCCAACCCUGCUCUUCCUAGACGAGCCCACGAGUGGUUUGGACAGCACGUCAAGUUUACUAGUGCUGGACGCCCUAAGAGCUGUCGCCGAGAAAGGCAAACUCACCGUAAUAUGCGUCAUUCAUCAGCCAAGGUUUGAGAUAUUUGAUCGCAUGCACAAGGUUUUGUUCUUAGGUCCAGGAGGAAGGACGGUAUUUCAGGGAACUGUUGACGAGUCUAUGGCCUACUUCUCAUCGCUCAAUCUACGCAUGCCUGCUAACGUGAAUCCAGCUGACUUCUUCAUGGAUGUGAUCGGGGGCUUAUAUGAUGGGAAGGACGCUGACAAGAACUUUACGUCUGCGAAGUUGUUUGACGAGUGGGAGAAUCACGUGGGCGGAAAAACCGCUGGCUCAAGCGCAUCACCCGAUCAUCGCGUCAUGCCAGCAAUAGUUACCGAUCAUCAUCGCAAACUUCCCGGAUUUUUCUCACAGUUCUUCUGUUUCCUCAGUCGUGAGAUUCGCUUGCAAUUCCGUUUGACGAAGACGCUGUUAAUGGAUCAGUUCCUUGUGCUACUGGCCGGUGGAACUCUUGGGGCACUUCGCCGGGAGGCGCCAUUGGAUCAGUUCUUCGUGCUUCAAACUCUAAGCUCUCUCGCUAUUGGCCUAACUGCAAUGCUCUCUGCGCUUCGAUGCUUUGGCAAUACAAGGACAACCUUUUGGAGAGAAUCAUCGACUGGUAUCAACCGUCUUAGCUACUUUCUCGCCGUGAACGUGGUACAAUUACCCAUAUUGGUCGUCACACCUAUGAUGUACUUGAGCCUACUGUACCCACUAGUCGCGCCCAGAGGUUUUCUUAUGUACCACUACAUAGCAACACUGGCGGCUCAGUUUGCUUGUACAGGAAUGGGCUACGCCAUAUCUACUCUUUUCAACCCUAAGAACUCGCAAAUGGCCUCCGUCACCUUUGCUUUGAUCAGCUCCCUUGUGUCCGGUCUGUCCCCGUCCUUGUGCAAGAUGCAGGACUAUACCGUCAUCGGCCCAAUGAUGUACACACUGUCCUACUGUCGUUGGUACGUGGAAGCCCUCUUCGAAAAGGAAGCCAUCCGUUUCCCGGACGUUCUUGGCCAGUAUGUGCACGAAUUGGCCAAUAAGAACGGAUACUCUCUGGAUAACUACGCCACGUGCAUCAUGGCAAUGAUGGUUAUGGGUCUGGUGUACCGUGUUCUCGCCUUCCUCUUUCUUGUCUUCACGAACCGUGGAAAACAACAGUAACAGCUCGGGGUGGACAGGAGAUCACAGGGAGAAGUAGCAAAAAUAGAUAGUUUUGGUUGUAUUAUAGUCCGAGCAAACAGUGCCCGGCGAGACGCUGGUGUUUGAACACUAUGUUAGGAGAUGCUCAGGUAGCGAAAUUUCUUUUGUCUUGUGUACAAGCGACCGUAGCUUUACCAUCAAUGCUGUCGUCCAAGACAAGAGAAAAAAUAGCCGACGAUCGUCAAUGACCCCCACACCCGGAAUGUCUGGUGGUGUACAAAACUAGAGGCAACUACACACAGUAUUGUUUUUAUUAUCAGUUAUUAUUUUCCUAUAAGAAAACCUAAUAAAACCACAAGUUGUGUUUGUA